AUGUCACCGUGCGACUUCAAGCUCGCUCCCAUCCCGUCUCCAAUCCUCGUCUCCUCAACACUCUCCCUCCGUGCUCAGUACGUCUCUCCCUCUCCUGCCCCUCCCUUCCCCCGUUCCGCGUUUCAGCUUACCCGUUUUAAAAUGUUGCACUCAUCUCGCUUGAUAGACCCAUGCGUUUCUAUCAUCACCCACCUCUCCCAUCUGCGCUUCUUCUCACACCUUCUCCUCUCCCCUCCCUCCCCUCCUACUUUCAAAAUCCCCCCUCCUUCCAGAGUUCCAGUCAUCUCCUCCCCAUCACUCCCCCCACCCUCCUCCUCUUCCUCCGCUCCUCCCUCCUCUCCUCCUCCGCCGCCCGUCCUCUCGCCCCCGUCGGUGCGAGCAGCAGCAGCAAGUGCAAUGAAGCAUUUAGCUCGGCAGAUGGAUGGAGGCAUGGCGUUCGUUGAUGGCAUGAUGGUGGGUGCAGGGUGUGAUGGUGGGUGCAGGUCCUUCCCUUCUCCCAUGGCUCUCACCCCCAUUCCCACCACUGCAGCCAGCAAGGACGGGCAAGUGCAUGGCAUGGUGGCGCUGUCAGGCAGCGUGUUGGCGCUCUGCCUCGCCAUGCCCCUAGACCCCUUGCCAUGUCUCACCUCCCAUCCCUCUAUCCACAUUCUCCCCACCAUGACAGGCGCCAAGGACGGUCAUGUGCAUGGCAUGGAGGUGCUGUCAGGCAGUGUACUGGCGCCCUGCCUCGCCAUGCCUCCUAUGCCCCACCCACUCAAGCUGAGCCGCAGCGUGUUGGCGCUCUGCCUCGCCAUGCCUCGAGAUCCCUUCUCCCGAGUCCUGCACGACCUCAAGGUGCUGCCCGACCUCAAGGUGCUGCACGACCUCAAGGUGCUGCACGACCUCAAGGCAGCAGAGGAGCGGUGCAGUGAGCUGUGUGGGAUGGCAGCAGUGGCAGACGAGGCAGUGAGGGAGCAGGGCGUUGGUUUGGAGUGGGAGGGGCAGGUGGAAGGGGAAGAGGAGGAGCAGAGUGGCAUGGAGGGCAGUGCUGCUGCACCUGCUGCUGUGUGGCUUCCGCCUGGAACUGCACCUGCCAAGCUACACAGCAGCACCCGCACUGGCAGCGGUGGCAGCAGAGAUGAGAGUGCUGUGAAGGCAGGGGUGAAGGAGAAGGGUUCAGCAGGCAGGGCUGUGUCACUGCUGCUGGCUGUGCUCGGGGUGCUGCUGGCCCUCGUUGCUGCACUCGUGCUUGCCCUCAAAUGA
Closterium sp. Yama58-4 is the source of this 1242-nucleotide messenger RNA. NCBI's taxonomy places the organism in Eukaryota, Viridiplantae, Streptophyta, Zygnematophyceae, Desmidiales, Closteriaceae. The record is from the annotation of a GenBank genome assembly.